Molecule: messenger RNA, 2327 nt
Organism: Procambarus clarkii (red swamp crayfish)
Lineage: Eukaryota; Metazoa; Arthropoda; Malacostraca; Decapoda; Cambaridae
Source: RefSeq, a predicted model, not a curated record
AGCCUGUUGUACCAGCACAUCCACCUAAUUCCUGCCCAAACUGCAGUGAGAGCAAGUUCACAACUUUAAGCUCCAAUAAUUUGUGCAUCUUUGUAACUUUAAGUGGUGCAAGUGCGGAUAUGUAGAUGAAGAACUUGGGAAAGCCAUGCACCAGUCUGGUUUUUAUUCAACUGGAAGAAAUAGUAGCACUUUCUACAGCAUAAAUCUAUUGGAUUCCUGGCAUUUUCUCAAGAGAAGCAGCCCUGGAACUUCUCUUCAGGCAUUAGUUAGUGCACUGGAAUUAUUUGGUGCUUCUCGAGGGCGUCAUGGUCCCAUCAAUUUUGAAACAACAAAAAGAGUCUUCUUUGAAUGGCGUUUCCAUCAGUAUGAACUUGGGAGAAUAAAAGGAGAAUUUGACAAGGGGUGCCCUGCAUGUGAUACAACACCUGUGGCUGUACAUAUUGAUGGCAACAAGAAACUGUAUCGUUACAACAAAGUUGGGAGAGGGAUCAGAAACUCAUAUUAUUCUGGUGGUAUCUUCGCUUGUGACAAAGAAGUUCAAGAUCACGUUUCCACUAUUCAGAACCUUAAAACUCAAAGUAGCCAUAUGUGUGGAGUGUCGACAUUGAAAGCUGCCAAAAAUAAACCUGUUUCAUUUAGAAGUUUGGAUGAAACUGGCAUAAGCAUGGCUUCCUGUCGACAUGGAAUUAUUCUUGCUGCAUUAAAUAUGUAUCAGGGAGAGCUCUACAGUUAUGCCCACUAUUUGCAAAUGAACCGUUUACAAAAUGUGUCCUUCAUAUGCCAGGAUAUCAUCUGUAAAUACUGGCCAUGGGCCUUAAAGAUUUCAUCAAGAGAACAGAAGUUCUCACUUAGGCAAGGAAAGCCUUUUUUAGGAGUCCUACAUGCCAAAGGACAUUCUUGGUAUUGUCAGGUUUUGUAUGGAGGGCGGUGGCAAGAAGGAAGUGGCCUGACAUCUGGGGAGGAGGCAGAGCAAGUAUUUUCCUACCUUUCAAGAUAUAACAACAACACUAAGAACAUGCUUAAAGCUGAGCGUACAGAAGAACUGACAGAGGGGGCACUCUUUUGGAAUCACAGAAAAAUUAAUGGAAUGCCUCGGGCAUUAGUUGCCAGAUUCAGAAAGGCCACAGAGACAGCUGCAGCAGUUUCAAAUGAGAUUCACAGGCUUAAUGUCCCAGAAUCUGUUAUUGAGAAAUGGAGAUCAGAAUUACUGAUCAUUGCAAGAUCCUUAAAUAACAGAUCCUCUGCCAAUAACAUUGAGCAUACUAUCGAGGCAUAUGGAGAGAAUAUAAGGCAUCGCAAAAAUCAGAUUACCACUUAUGCAGUUUCAUCUAAAAUGAGAGCUGUAUUGAGAAACAAAAAUGAAGUUGAGAAAAAAAAACUACGAGAUCUCAUAAAAAUCUACAAUCAGAACCAUCCGGAUUUGUCUGAAGCAGAUGUUUUAACUGGCAUCCUUCCAUGGCACAAUUUAUUGCUUCAUCAAAACACAAGUGUGUCCCUGACUGAAAAAAGAAGUGCAGUGGAAAAGUUUGAGCUCCAGAAGAGAUGUAGAGAGGAGGAAUCACUAACCAUUCAAGAAAUGAUAACAUGGUUACAGUACUACAAAAAGAAAAGGGACAAACUAUCCGAGUAUAUUCAAGAAUUACAAUGUGAUUCUUUCCCUUCAUGUCUCUGCAAGGAUUCUAACACGUACACCAUUGAAAACCCAAUUCUGUCAGAAGAAGAGAAACGUGGAUUAUUGGCUCUUCUCAAGCAGGGUCAAAAGCAAUGUGCUGACAAGCUUACUGAAGCCAAACAUUUAUUUAGUUCCUACCAGCCAAAUGAGGUCUAUGAGCCUUUCUUGGAGCUCUUAGAAAGUGAUGAAGAUGAAGACAUGUAUUUACAAAAUGAAUAGAUACAAAUGAACAAAUCCACAAGGGCCAUGAUGAGGGUUCGAACCUAUGUCCGAGAGGAUCCCACACGAGCCUUAAUGGACUGUGUUACGACAUGGCAAAAGAUCGUAGAUUUAAGGCAUCACGCUAUUGUGAUUUCUGUGUUUAACAAAUAGAUACAAGAUAGGCUUUUAAAUUUUUAAAUUUUUACUUACUUACUUUUGUCCUGUUGCUUGGUUACAUGAAUUGACCACACAAAUUAUGUUGCUUAGUUACAGAGAUUCUUAUAACUACGUGAAUUUUGUUCAUUUAUAAGCCCAUUAUGUGCCUCUAAAAAUUUCCACUGCCACUCACAGGAUGGGUAUGUUGUGCAUAAUAAAUAAACUAAACUAAUAUUUUAUAUGCAUAUACUUUUGUCUUUUAAUACAAUAAAACUGGAUUAUAUUAAAAUAUUUUCCU